Messenger RNA from Linum trigynum, 4659 nucleotides. NCBI's taxonomy places the organism in Eukaryota, Viridiplantae, Streptophyta, Magnoliopsida, Malpighiales, Linaceae. The record is from the annotation of a GenBank genome assembly.
AUCUCAAGAAAAACAGUUUUGCAAACAGUAAACAUGGUACUUAAAUAAUUUGACUUAGAGGCUAUUUUUUAGGUUUAUUAGGAGCCCAGUUUAUGCGAAACGGGUAACGAAUGUACUAGUUUCAGGCCCACAUAAACAGCCCACCCGCUACCCAUACUUUUCUUGUAUUGGACCCGGCCUCGUUAGAAUUGGGCGUCUGAGGCCGAAAAAUUAGUCUUUAACUACCUGACUUACCACUUUUAUGGAACCUGACUUACCUCUACCUGCCGUUACUCGUUAAAAUGGAGUCAUGAACACAUAUUUCCAAAAGGAAGACAAUUUGGUAACCAACAGGCAACAGCUUGGAAAUUUUAUUUUUUAUUUUGAAGUCAUAAAAGACACGAUAAUGAUAACAAUUUCUAAAAUAACUAAAAAAAAGUUGUUCAUAUGACAAUAAUUUACCUAGAUUAUCAGAACGUUCAGAUAUGUGGAAACUCAAAAACACGAGUACCGUGAGAACCGCUAGUGACAUUGAAUUUCAAGGUCAAUGUCGAUGCUGCAUGCUUUGAAAGAACCAGCUCGGAUUUUUGGGCUGGUGGUCAGGGAUAAGGAGAAGAACUUUCAUUUCGCGACGGUGAGGAUAUCUAUGGUUCAGUGGUCACCUAAAUUGGAUGAAAUUCAGGCCAUACGUUUUGGUCUAAGGGUGGUGGAAGAUUUUGGUUUUCUCGAGUGGCUAUAAUUGAGACGGAUUGCCUUCGCGCGAUUCAUAUGCUGCAAAGAAAGGAGAUAUCUCUACUCGCCGAAGGCGAUGUAUGGGCAGAAGUUCGAGAAUCUCUCGCUCGUUUCGAAAUGCUUUCGAUCUGAUUUUGGGGUCGAGCCAAUAACCAGGCUACCCAUAUUAUGGCUCACACCGUUCGUGGUUGUGACCAACAUAAUACUUGGACCUCGAGACCUCCUAUUAUUCUAGUCGCUUAGUUGUUAUCAGACUCGUGUACUAUUUCUCCUAAAUGAAAUAAUACGAACUUUUACAUCAAACUGCGAAUUGAAAGCCUUACAAUGUUGGUAGGUUUGAUUGGAUCCGUUCAAUUUGGUAGACGAGAGAUCAUUCUUAAUAACAAUAAAUUUCAUCGUAGAUAAUUAGUCGUAGAUGAUUAAUACAAAUACGCAAUGGAAACCCAAGUCCCCACCCUACCAUUUUGGUGAAAAAAGUUAAAAAAAAGUCCUAUCCAAACACCACUUAAAUAAUAGACUAUGAAGAAAACAAGAGCAGAGACGAUUACCUUUUUUCCACUGGGGUGGUUGAGGGUCGUGAAAGGUCGGUAUCUUUGAUUAAAUUGUUUCUCUCCCAUUUUCCAACUAAAAGGCUGUUGGUGUACUUGUUUUUGGCUCAUUUUCUAUAGAAGGGCUCGAGGCCUAAUUGCUAUAACUUGCCGGUGUUGCUUAUCUGGCUUUCAACUUCCCGAUUUAGCUGCCCCUAAUAAACAACAUAAUACAGGGCUAUAGUUUAAACUCAUUUCAACAGUUAAAUCGGUUCAGAAACAUAUAGCGACAGACAAGACGAUAAGUCGGGAAGUGUGAAGUCUGGUGUGCAACGGUUCGAGUCACGCCCGUAAACGGUAUGGGGGAAGAAAGAACACUCUGUCAUUCCAAACAUACAUCAUUACCGAAUGUGUGUGUAUUGUUAGUGUUGUGGUAUAUGAUCCACGAUUGAACUUCUCCCAACAACUUGAGUUAUUGGGAACAGUUGGUUCUUGACAUGAUAUCAGAGCCUUCUGUGACCGAGAGGUCUUGUGUUCGAUUCCCGGUGACCCCAUUUGUUAAGCACAUGGUAUUCUUGUCUUCAGACCUGUGCAAACUUCAAGCUCUUGUGAGUGACUUUCGUUUGAGAGGGCGUAUUAGUGUUGUGGUAUAUGAUCAACGAUUGAACUUCUCCCAACAACUCGAGUUAUUGGGACAAUUGGUUCUUGACAUGUAUAACCACUUUAUUUAUAUCUUCUCAAUGAUGUAACUAGAGAUUUGGCGAUUUGCGUUUCAGCUUCAUGUGUUAUUCCAAGGGGAAGAAAAUGUGACUAUAAUGCAGGACAAGGGAGAGGAAAGGGCCCGGACGGAGGGGCGGAGAUCUCACUGUAAUAUAAAAAACAAAACAACGAAUCAAAAUUCCACACAUAAACAAGCUUCUCGCUGCCACAAGCGGACCUCCUAAAACCCUAGUAAAUACACUGAAGAAAGACAAUUUAAAUGACCUGUCUGUCACUUUGAUGAUGAAGCUCUAGUUUGGUGCCCUUCACACCCCUCCCUCCUUUCCCCCAUUCGUUUUCCGCAAUUAUAAAACUCAAAAGCUGCUUCAAAGCUUCACUUUCCCCAUCUUCUUCUUUGCCGUUUUCCCCCAUUACUUAAAUAAAUCCCCUCCUGAAAGUAGCCUCUCUGUCACGGGGAAAAGCUCAGCUUCCCCACUCUCUCUUGACAAUUUAUGUCUCUGUCUGUACUAUAGCACACUUGGGAUCCAGCAUCUUCCCCUGUUCCUGAUUCCCUUCGAUUUGCUCGUCUUCUCUGCAAUUGAUCUUUACCCCCAACUCUGAUUCCUAACCCAGUUCCUGAAAUCGAAUUGGAAGUUGAAUCGGCCAUCUGGGACUGGGGCGGGGGAAGGGUAGCUUCAUGGCGGUGACGGAGCGCUGAACGGCGGCCAGUUCGGUAGAGAGAGAAACUAAAACAUGCAGCUGAGUUUGCAGAGGUGGUUCGGAUCCGGAGCUUCCCGUCAAUUGGUGGAAACGAUCUGCCGGCCGUUAAUGAAGCUGCCAUCGAGAUCAUCGGCUGUCAUCUUCUCCGUUCUGUUCCUCCUCGGCGGCGCGUUGAUCUCCACUCGCCUCCUCGACUCCAAUGCGUUCAGCGGCUCGGCUCGGGAACCGGAGCCGGGGAAGGCUCUAACGGCCAGCAGAAUCACGCUUCCCGACAAAAUCCCGAAAAAGCAUCUCGAGAUUCCACUGGACUGCACUGCGCUCAACCGCACCGGAACCUGCCCGACGAACUACCCGCGCGCGAUCGAUCAGGAGGAGCCCGGCCCACCGUCCACGUGUCCGGAGUACUUCCGUUGGAUCCACGAGGAUCUUCGGGCCUGGGCCCACACGGGGAUCACGAGGGAGGCGGUGGAGACGGCGAAGCGGACGGCGAACUUUCGGUUGGUAAUCGUGAACGGGAAGGCUUACGUGGAGAAGUACCAGAAGUCGUUUCAGACGAGGGAUGUAUUCACGCAGUGGGGGAUUCUCCAGCUGCUGCGGCGGUACCCGGGAAAGGUGCCGGACUUGGAGCUGAUGUUCGAUUGCGUUGACUGGCCGGUGGUCGGAAAAUCGGGCGGCUACGGUGAAAAUGGGCCGAACACCACCGGCCCACCGCCUCUGUUUCGGUACUGCGGGGAUGAUCGGACGCUCGAUAUCGUUUUCCCCGAUUGGUCGUUUUGGGGAUGGCCGGAGAUAAACAUAAAGCCAUGGGAGGGUUUGCAGAAGCAGCUGAGGGAGGGGAACACAAAGAAGAGAUGGAUGGAAAGAGAGGCUUAUGCGUAUUGGAAGGGGAAUCCGGCGGUGGCGGAGACGAGGAUGGACCUUAUGAAAUGCAAUGUCUCUGAAGAACACGACUGGAAUGCUCGCGUCUUUGCUCAGGAUUGGGUUAAAGAAUCACAGCAAGGGUACAAGCAAUCGGACUUAGCCAACCAAUGCUUACACAGGUACAAAAUCUACAUCGAAGGUUCGGCAUGGUCAGUGAGCCAGAAGUACAUAAUGGCCUGUGACUCGGUCACCCUGAUCGUAAAGCCACAUUACUACGACUUCUUCACCAGAAGCUUGGUCCCUGUUCACCAUUACUGGCCUAUACAAGAACACGACAAGUGCAAAUCGAUCAAGUUCGCAGUCGAUUGGGGCAACAAUCACAAGCACAAGGCUCAAGAGAUAGGGAAGGCGGCGAGCUCAUUCAUUCAGGACGAGUUGAAGAUGGACUACGUGUACGACUACAUGCUCCAUCUCCUGACUCAAUACUCGAAGCUACUGACGUUCAAGCCGGUUGUUCCGAAGGGAGCUGUUGAGCUGUGUUCGGAAUCAAUGGCCUGCAAUGCAGCUGGGUUGGAGAAGAAGUUCAUGAUGGAGUCGCUGGUGAAGGGUCCUUCAGAGAGGGCUCCGUGCACGAUUCCUCCGCCUUACGACCCUCCAUCGCUCAGUGCGGUUUUGAGGAGGAAUUCGAAUUCGAUCAAGCAGGUCGAGUUAUGGGAGAAGAGGUACUGGGACAAUCAGAACAAGUAGCACUGUAGCAACAGCAGCAGGCUUAGAGGAAUAGGGUGCUAUACAAUAUACAGAGGGGGAUUAGUUUUACUUUUUGUUAUAUGUGAUAUCAUUGGGAUCAUAGUAAUUCCAUUAUUUGUACCAGUUUCAAUAGUGGGCUCUACAUAUUUGAGUAGAUGGGCCGUUAUGUUUGGAGCCUGUCUAAAUGGGCCCAUACAAAAACGAACUAGAUCUCGCCAUUUGGCCGGGUUUCCACCAAGCAUCACAUCACCUCUUCCUAAAAUGCUCUCCCAUCACUGGAAACCGGUAAGGUAUCGACAAAUUUCAAAUGCCAAAUAGUACUCUAAAUUCUAUCACAAUUUUAGCCCAAACUAAAUUUGAUAUCCCCAAUCCCAAAAAAAUUAUUUGGUAUCGG